AUGUAUCAACAACAACCACCCUUGACAUUGCUGGAAUCCUUUCUCCAACAACAACAAGCAAAAACUAGUAAUUCCAAUCUGACUGCAAUGAACUACAACUCUUCUCAACAACACCAUCCAUUCGCGAGCAGUCAUAUUCCUCAGCCAACCUCUCAGAAUCAAUUCUCUUCAGUCCUCUCGACUCUGUUGCAAAACAAUCGUAUGGUUCAACAACGUUGUCCUCCUGCCAUGUUGUCCCAACAACAACCGCCCUUGAUGAACAUGCCAUCAUCGACCAUUGAAAAUCAUCAUCAUCAUCAACAGAUGAUCAUCCCUAACCAUCAACUUUCUCUAAUAACCGUGCUCAACAAUUUGUGCCAUGAAAAGUCUGCACAGCCAGCAUCCUUCACGACUCCUCCUCCUCUUGAUUCGAAUUCAAUGAGAUUGUUUGAGAAUAAUCACCAACCAAGACAGUGGGAGGAUCAUCACGAAGCCUCGUCCAUCACGAUGACAGACUUUGGUUGUAGUCAUCAUAACCACCCCUCAGCAACCACCACGACGCCAAACUCUUCCAUUAUGAAUCCUCCUCCUCCACAGAGCAUGAAUAACACAAGCUACAACCACUCUCUCAAUCAUACGUUAUUCGCUGGUGAGGAUCCAUCGACAUCGUUAUUGAAAUUGUUAGACUCUCUUUUAAAGCAGCAACAAACUCAACCCACUACCACUCUCUCAAGUCUCCUAAACAAUGCCUUUAUGAAUCCAUCUCCUCACCAACCACCAUCAAUGGACCUGUUCUCGCAAGCUUCUGUUUCUUCGUUGUACCAACAACCGCUUGGUGAAAACAAUCAUUCCAAUUUGGACCUCUCUUUCAAUAACUUUCACAACAACAGCAAUUCCUAUUGCCAUUCACAGCCCGUACUGAGUGGUUUCAGUAGAGAGAGCUCACGUUCUUCUCCACCCACAAUUUUCCAAGAGGAUCAUCUUGAUGAUAUCAUUGGUUAUAUGGAUCCCAAUGUGGACGUUCAUGAAAAGUUUUCGUUUGUUGUGGUGGAACCAGAGACCAAGACAAUGCCGCCCUCCUCCUCCUCGAACACUCUCAACACUAUCAAUUCAGUGGUAUCAUUAACAGCCAGUAGUGGUGUCAAGUCUCAACUACAAACAACUACAGACAGCAGCAUCCUUAACAACCUUAAAACUACAAGUGGUGUAAAUUCUGCAUAUCAUACAUACACAGCUGCAUGGCCAACUCGAGACUCUUCCAAAGAAACAACAACAACAAUGGAAAGUGGCCAAAAUCAUCCUGUGGAUACUGAACCUGCAACCAAAACGAAAAGGGCAUCCUCCUCACGAAAGAAAAAAUCCACAGGUACAGGUGGUGGAAGAAAUGGAGACACGAGUGGACGCUAUUUGGCAGAAAGUGCAUCGAAAGAGGUCUCUCCAACUUUUGAGUACUUUAUUCACACUAACCAUGAUAAUGAUGACAACAAUGCAACAAUUUUGAAAGCCUCAUCCAUGGAUGACGAGAAUGGUUGUGAAAUUUUCUUAACACCUCAAGAACGUUGUUUAUGUUCGUUACUUUCAAAAUCAGUCUUGCCUAGAGAAGAGUUGUCCAAUAUUUUCAAAGGCCCAAACUCAACCACAGUUCGAUCCAUCAUUUCGAAAUGGCUCUUCACAAAAUUCGAUGCCAAACUUCCAAACCAUAUGCCGGCAUCUGUCGAUAGUUCUGAGUUUUCCAUGCACGAUAUGACAUCAUCAUCGUGCAUUGAGGUAGAAUGUGUUCCAAUGGGAUUCACCAUUAAUAAGGGAUCAAAACCAACACGAUUGUCUGUUUUCGUCAAUGACACGAUCAAGUUCAAAAUUCAAACAUUUGACAUUGAAAAUGCGAAAAUUUUCGAAGGAGACAACAUCAUUUCAGACAGUAGCAUUUUCAACACAAACAUCAUGUACUUGUUUAUUGACAAUUAUACGGCAGAGAUGAGAAGUGCUCACUACCUAACAGGCCUUACUCCACCCAAGAAUGGAGGUGUUCUUGACACAUCUGAGAGCGCUGCUCCUCCAGACAUCUGUAUGGAUCUUCUCUCCAAACAUUCCAUUGUUCAAUACUCGGAGCGUUUGUCCAUGAGAGAAGAACAACAACAAACCAAAUCUUCUUCUGCUCAUAGAGGCUCAACAUUUGAGAUUGGAAUUUCAAUUCGUCGUGACCACCACUACAAAGUCAAAUUACCUCCCAUUAAGGAGAUUAGUUCAAGUUUUGGUUUUGGUAAUACUUCACCAAACUCGGCCCUCAACAAAAAAAUCAGCUUUGUGCAAAUUAUUGAAACCGAUACACAACGCCCAGUAAUUCGAUCUGAACCAUUCUGGUGUCGAAGUAAGAGCCGUGCCGAGAUGGAGAAGAAACAAAAUCGUGAGGCUCUUCAACGUAAAUCUGGAAAAAGUAGCAUUUUGUUGUCUCAACAAAACGAAGAGGAUGAAUCUGAGCUACCAUGUGACAAAGAACAUCAUCAAGAAAAAAAGAGGAGACAAAAAUCAUCGAACACUCACAAGAAGAAGAAAAAGGUAAAGAUUGAAUUCAUCAAUGAUGAUGAUGACGAAGAGCAAGAGUAA
This is a messenger RNA of Naegleria lovaniensis, 2583 nucleotides long. RefSeq lists its product as uncharacterized. The record is from RefSeq and is a predicted model, not a curated record. The transcript has a single exon. Lineage: Eukaryota; Heterolobosea; Eutetramitea; Acrasida; Naegleriidae. Bases 1 to 2583 code for a protein of 860 amino acids.